AUGCUCUUCGUUGUCGGCGAUACAAGUUUAAUGCGGCAAAAACGUUUCUUGAUAUUUCCUCGUCAAGCACCCACCAGACAUCAGUUCAUUGGCGGCAUUGGUAUACCAGCCGACUUGGCCUAUGAAUCCCUGACAAUUGGUUAUGUCCUGAAGGCCAUGUAUUGGCUGCCGUUCAAUGAGACUCACUUUCGUGAAAAUCCCUAUUUCCCCGAAUACAAAGAUGGUUUUUAUAAUUUAAAUACCAGUGCAUAUAUAUCGCAGCGUAGCAGACGUUCUACCCUACGUUGGGAUAUUUAUGAUAUUUUGAGUGAACGUUUUGAUAGUUAUGGUUAUCGGGGUCAGGAAUGCGUAAUGAAGGCCAUAUGUGAGGCAAAUGCCUUAACAUUUGUAAGGCACUACGAUGUUUUCAGUGAACUGAUGCACAUACUCUUCAGCCCUUCUACAUCGCAUGACAUGGAAACCGAUUUAAGUCAAAAUUACUUGGAGGCUGAAAAACUAGGAUCCUCAAGCGGUGAUUGUACAAUAUACGAAUGCAAUUUUUCUAUAAUGGAAUUAAUAUCAAAAAUAUUUAAAAUAAAUUGA
Messenger RNA from Musca vetustissima, 582 nucleotides. RefSeq lists its product as uncharacterized. Lineage: Eukaryota; Metazoa; Arthropoda; Insecta; Diptera; Muscidae. The transcript has 4 exons. The record is from RefSeq and is a predicted model, not a curated record. The coding region runs from base 1 to 582 and encodes 193 amino acids.